ACAGCGCGCUCCGGCCGGAAAUAGGAAGCGGCUGAGCCUGAGGCAGCGGCGGCCGCUGCCGGGAGCGAGUCCCGGAGAUUCCCCCCCGCUCCGCGCCUCUCCCGGGGUUCCUGCCGCCGCCGCCGCCGCUUCCCGGGGACCCGGCUCCCGCUCCCGGCUGCCAGGGGCCCGGAGCCCCCCGCGGGUGCGGGCAGAGCCCCGGCGAGGGCCCGGGGGGGGAUCCCGAGUGAGUCCGGGGGGGCAGCGCCGCUGGGGGCGACCCACCUUGAAAGGGGGCCCGGGGCGGUUCAUUUCCGGGGGGUGGGGAGCAGGGUCCGCCCCCCCGCCCUCUCUCCGCCAUGACGGGCAAGUCGGUGCGGGACGUGGACCGGUACCAGGCGGUCCUGGCCAGCCUGCUGCUGGAGGAGGAGAACAAGUACUGCGCCGACUGCCAGGCCAAAGGGCCACGAUGGGCAUCCUGGAAUAUUGGCGUGUUCGUUUGUAUUCGCUGUGCUGGGAUCCACCGGAAUCUAGGAGUUCACAUAUCCAGGGUGAAAUCUGUCAAUCUCGACCAGUGGACUCAAGAACAGAUACAAUGUAUGCAAGAGAUGGGAAACAGAAAGGCAAAUCGUCUCUAUGAAGCCUACCUGCCAGAGACCUUCAGGCGGCCUCAGACAGACCAAGCCGUGGAGGGCUUUAUCAGAGACAAAUAUGAAAAGAAGAAAUACAUGGAUCGAAGUCUUGACAUCAAUGCACUUAGGAAAGAAAAAGAUGACAAAUGGAAAAGGAACAGUGAGUCAGCAUCAGAGAAGAAACUGGAACCCAUUAUCUUUGAGAAAGUGAAAAUGCCGCAAAAAAAAGAUGAAAUGCAGCCACCAAGAAAAAGUCCCCCUAAAUCUACUGAACCUGUAAUGGACCUGCUAGGACUUGAUGCUCCUGUGACAAGCACUAUCCCAAAUGGCAGACCCAGCAGCAGUUUAGAGAAGGAUCUAGAUCUCUUUGGUUCUGUGGAAUCUAACUCACUCUCUGACUCCAAGAAGAUCACUGGCUCUAUGCCAACAGCUGGAAGCGCUGGGUCUGUGCCUGAAAACCUGAACCUGUUUCCUGAGCCAGGAAGUAAAGUGGAGGAAACGGGAAAGAAACAACUCUCUAAAGACUCCAUUCUUUCCCUGUAUGGUUCUCAGACACCCCAGAUGCCUGCCCAAGGAGCAGUGUUCAUGGCCCCAGCUCAGAUGGCAUACCCUGCAGCGUACGCUGGCUUUCCAGGUGUCGCCCCACCCAGCAGCAUGAUUGGUGGCAUGAUGGCCCCGCCAGUAGGAAUGAUGGCACAACCAGGAGCUCCAGGGAUGGUGACUCCCAUGCCUAUCCCAGCUGGAUACGUGGGUGGCAUGCAGACGCCUGUCAUUGGCGUCCCCAAUGGAAUGAUGGCAGCGCAGCAGGCCGGGUACGUCGCUGGCAUGGCCGCGGUACCACCGCCAGUGUAUGGUGUGCAGCCAGCUCAGCAGCUUCAGUGGAACAUUGCGCAGAUGACCCAGCAGAUGGCUGGGAUGAACUUUUAUGGAGCUAAUGGCAUGAUGGGAUAUGGACAGUCAAUGGGCGGAGGAAGUGCCCAGGGAACCAAUCAAACCCUCAGCUCUCAGAUGUGGAAAUAACCCCUUCCCUUCCCAGUAUUAUGACCACUUUUUUUGCCUUUUUGUUUGUUUUAAAACUGCUCCAUGAGACAUUCAGGGUUUGUUUCUGGCUCUCUGUUCAGCCUGAAUCUUUGUUUUCCCCAUAACUGAGACCCAGCUCUUCCUUUUCACUGUCAAAACCACAGGGAAACCUCAGAGACCAGAACACCACUUGCAUUCAGCACAGUGAAAUGCAAAUGCUCUUGGGGGCAUGGUCUCCCCCUUCUCCUGGGCAUCUCAGGGGAGGGACGAUUGAGGUAGCUGUGAAUUGCAUUACUGGCUGCACGUCAGGCCUUUUGGGAAUUGGAUUUAAAUAAAAUUGUCCUUGUGGGUUUUUGUUUGAUAAGGGAAAGUCCCUGAGGAACUGGAUUUUAAUCCAACCCAAAUCCUAAAUCACGCCACCUCUGUUCUUCUCUUUUGCUGUGGCGUUCUUUGGAGCUGAGGCCUCGCUGUGCUUGGCUAGUCAAUCUUCAUUGGAACCAAAGUCAUGUUGAAGACCCCUCCUGUGACCAAACAGGAGUGUCACACAGGAUGGGACGCACACUGUGUUUGGAAUGUGAAACUUGCACUUCUUCAGAGUGGCUUUUUCUGUCUAAUCUGUGGUGUUGAUGUAAUUUAAAAUAAACCAAAAAAAACAAAACCUUUUAAUGAACUAACCAAGAUAAUUAAUUUAUAGAGGGCCAAGAGCCCAUCACAAGUAUUUCUUACGCUUUUAAAAUGACCAUGACAUCCUAAUUUAUACUUUUUCAUAUCUGUUUUGUUCUUGUGUAGUCCCCAACCCCAACUUUCUCUUGACAUUCUGAUACCGAAGCAUAGAAGGGGGGGCUAAAGGGGCAGGUUUUUCUGGUCCCUCACAGCCACCUCACUAGACAGCCUACAUUUGAAAGAUUUCAUCAGCGUGAGCAAAAAUAGUGAGACGUACCUGGUUUACUUUAUCCUGUGUAUAUGUAAAUUCCUUAAUAAAACAUUGCAGUGAAACGUCA
This is a messenger RNA of Mauremys reevesii (Reeves's turtle), 2632 nucleotides long. RefSeq names its product small ArfGAP2 (gene SMAP2). Gene Ontology annotation, molecular function: GTPase activator activity. The coding region runs from base 339 to 1631 and encodes 430 amino acids. The record is from RefSeq and is a predicted model, not a curated record. The transcript has 10 exons. NCBI's taxonomy places the organism in Eukaryota, Metazoa, Chordata, Testudines, Geoemydidae.